Messenger RNA from Hydatigera taeniaeformis, 243 nucleotides. The record is from the annotation of a GenBank genome assembly. Lineage: Eukaryota; Metazoa; Platyhelminthes; Cestoda; Cyclophyllidea; Taeniidae.
AUGAUCAUUGCUCUGGUCAACGGAGGUGCUCACAUUGAUUUUCGAGCUCGUGAUUCGCACACUGCGCUGCAUCGAGCUGCCAUCUGCGGCAACUACGAGGCCAUUCAGAUUUGUGCCAACGGUGAAUCAACGGACUCUGACUUACAAACUGUUUGCAUGCAUCCAACCUCUGCUCACACCAACAGCCGACUUUUGAGGGUCGGUGCCAUCGGCAUUGCUACCCACUCCUUACCGCCUGGGUAG